AUGUCUGGUACACUCAAGUCCUCAUUAAUGUCUGGCACACUCAAGGCCUUAUUAAUGUCUGGUACACUCAAGUCCUUAUUAAUGUCUGGUACACUCAAGUUCUUAUUAAUGUCUGGUACACUCAAGUCCUUAUUAAUGUCUGGUACACUCAAGGCCUUAUUAAUGUCUGGUACACUCAAGGCCUUAUUAAUGUCUGGUACACUCAAGUCCUUAUUAAUGUCUGGUACACUCAAGUCCUUAUUAAUGUCUGGUACACUCAAGUUCUUAUUAAUGUCUGGUACACUCAAGUUCUUAUUAAUGUCUGGUACACUCAAGUUCUUAUUAAUGUCUGGUACACUCAAGUCCUUAUUAAUGUCUGGUACACUCAAGUUCUUAUUAUGUCUGGUACACUCAAGUCCUUAUUAA
Molecule: messenger RNA, 405 nt
Organism: Candidula unifasciata
Lineage: Eukaryota; Metazoa; Mollusca; Gastropoda; Stylommatophora; Geomitridae
Source: the annotation of a GenBank genome assembly